AUGUCUUCAGUUAUCGUUCUUGGAGCUAAUGGUUAUAUUGGCAUUGGUGUUUCCCAAUCUUUACAGAGAAAUGGUUUUUCAGUGUAUGGCACUGUUCGAUCAGAAAAACAUGAGAAAUUCCUGUUGGCGAAUGAAAUUACUCCACUCGUCAUUCCAAAAGUUACAUCCUUGUUUAGUGAUGAGAAAUUUGGCAAGAUUUUGGAAAGGACAAGUGCAAUUAUUGAUUGUAUUGGGCUGACUGAUGAAACUGACAAGAUUGUGCAAUUGGUGAAGGAACAUUCUGCUGACAGAUUGAAAAGGAAACUUUCCAAGUUGGUUUUCGUAUUUACUAGUGGAAUUAUGACUUAUGGAAAGGCCUCUGCUGAACUAUUCCUGGAUGAGAAUGUGAGACCAGAGCCAACUCAUGCAUGGGUUGAGAAGAGAAGAGAUGUUGAAUAUGAAUUAUUGAAUGGAGAGUUUACCCAUUUGGAUACUGUUGUAAUUCGUCCUGGUUUCGUAUAUGGUAAGAGUGGUGGUGAAAUUUUCAAAGAUUUUUUCAAUCCAAAAAUUACUUCAGAUGGUAAAUUGACAAUUAUUGGAUCUCCUAAAAAGAGAUGGAGUUGGGUUCAUGUAGAUGAUUUAGGAGAAGCCUAUACUAAGGUUCUAACAGUUGGACGAAACUUAGUUUCUGGUCAAUUGUUCAACAUUGCAAAUCCAAAUGAUUAUCCAACCUAUGAUCGUGUCAGAAUUGAAAUUGCCAAACAAACUGGAUGGCAACCAAACUCUGAGAAUGAAACUGAUUCACUUCUUAUUGAGCCAGUUCCACAAGAAAAUGCUGGAUUGGUUGUUUGGGAGAAUACAGUGAUGAUUAAUCCGAGAAAGGCCAUUGAAGUAUUGGGUUGGAAUCCAAAACAUUUGAAUUUUAUUGAAAAGAUUCAUGUUUAUUAUCAAUCAUGGAAGAAUUCUCAAUAA
Molecule: messenger RNA, 951 nt
Organism: Naegleria gruberi
Lineage: Eukaryota; Heterolobosea; Eutetramitea; Acrasida; Naegleriidae
Exons: 1
Coding region: 1-951 (316 amino acids)
Source: RefSeq, a predicted model, not a curated record